Molecule: messenger RNA, 3656 nt
Organism: Amphibalanus amphitrite
Lineage: Eukaryota; Metazoa; Arthropoda; Thecostraca; Balanomorpha; Balanidae
Product: serine proteinase stubble-like
Exons: 11
Coding region: 374-2302 (642 amino acids)
Biological process (GO): proteolysis
Molecular function (GO): serine-type endopeptidase activity
Source: RefSeq, a predicted model, not a curated record
GUGCCGCGCCGCCGUGUGUGCUCUUCGCCGAGUGUGUGUGUGUGCACCUUUGAGCAGUGACCUGAAGCUGGACAGUGUGUGUUCCUGCGCGAGUUUAGAGUGGCACAGCGCGGCGCCAGAGCCGAAAAGUAGAGAAGAGCACUGCUCAGUGAUCCUUCCUUACAACCAAGUGUGACGGGCCGUAAGGAAGAGUGGUUAUCGCCGUCUGUAACUUUCGUUGGCAGUGACUAUUUCAAUUGAUUUAUUUCACUGGCACCAGACAAGCUUGUUUCUGCGAAAUGGAAUGCAACUAGUAAAUUUCUAAUUUCGUAAUCUCGUCAGCAGCUCGCCAUCGUCUCAACAGGUUCAGCUUUAGAUCAGAGGUCGGGGCGCGAUGAGGUUGGUGCGCCGGAUAGCGGCGGCGGUGCUGCUGACCACGCUGCUGGCGGCCGUGACCCAGGCUGACCUCGGUGACCUCAAUGACCGGCUCGAGGCCGUCAUGAAGAAGCAGCGUCAGAUCGAGGACGUGGUUAGCCGGAGUCGAGCCGUCGGCCGCGGCAUCAACUUCUACGACGUCGCCAGGACAGUGGCCGGGCCCAACUACACCCAGCUGAUGCUGGAGACCAUCGAGGACGUGAACGCGCUGGACGAGCUGGAGCUGAUGCGUCUGAUCAAGCUGCACCAGGUGCUGACGCCGCCCCGGGACCAGCUCAUCAUCCAGCCGGAGCACGCGUGGAACACGGCCGAGCCCGAGUACAGUCCGGCCCAGAUGAGGGGCAUCUUCGACUUCCUAACGCCGCCGCCGCUCGUGAUCCCGCAGAAGUGCAGUUACAGGGGCUCGCAGUACGACUGCGGCGUCAGCGUGGGCUGCGUGCUGCGCGGCAGGAAGGCCAUCGACCUGUGCGACGGCGGCAUGGUCUGGAGCUGCUGCGUGCCCAGAGACGUGGCCGACAAAGACUACGCCGCCGAGGCCACCGUGUCUAACGCCGGUGCCAACAUCUCGAACACAUCUAUUGCUCUUGAUACAGCCGGUCUUGGUCCCCUAUCGUCUGACUUACCGACUAACUUUGACGCUUCCCACGCGACUGGCCCGUCCCCUGACCUGGCCGCGGCCGGCUCGGCGCCCCGUCCCCAGGUCACCACCAUGCGCGCGCUCACCCUGCCCUCCUACUACGGUCACCACGGCCGGCCCGAGCGGCCCGAGCGGCCCAGCCGGCCGUACCGCACGCCGCGGCCGCACCCCGUCUCCAUCAUCCCCAUCCUCGACGAGCCCAACCCCGAGACCAACCACGUCGGCGGCCACGCGGACGGCGACGUGCCCAGCUUCGGGCCCGUGUUCGAUAACCGUCCGUUCGUGGUGCUCCGGCCGCUGCGGCCCGGCACGGGGUACGUGUCGGGCUCUGGCCGUCCCCCCGUCCGGCCAGCGCGGCCCUCCCGCCCGCUGGCCGGCCUGCCCCCGCCGAGCCGGCCCGGUCUCCGACCCGACCCCGACGCGGACAGUAACCAUGUAGACCGGCCGCAGCGCCCGCUCCGGCCCAGUUCGAGCUCGGCAGACGCCAAGUGCGGUCAGGUGUACAGUCGCACCAACCGAAUCGUCGGAGGUCACGACUCGUCGUUCGGCUCGCACCCCUGGCAGGCUGCACUUAUCAAAGAAGGCUUCUUCUCCAAGAGAAUUGCUUGCGGCGGCGCCCUGGUCAACAAACGAUGGGUGGUCACCGCCGCCCAUUGCGUUUACAGAGCCGACAUAUCGAGUAUGAAGAUCCGGCUGGGCGAGUACAACGUCCGAGAGUACUCUGAGCGCUAUCCGCACGAGGACUACUCGCUGGAGCGGAAAGUGGUGCAUCCCAAAUACAACCCGUCCAACUUCGAGAACGACCUGUCGAUGGUGAAGCUGAGCAAGGACGUGGUGUUUAAGGAGCACAUCGUGCCCGUUUGUCUGCCCAACACGGACGAAUCCUUCGUCGGCGACACGGCCACCGCCAUCGGCUGGGGACGCACCGCGCACGGUGUGGCGUCCACCCCGAACGUGCUUCAGGAGGUGGACGUCGUGGUCAUUGACCAGCAGACCUGUCAGAACUGGUACAAGGGCGCCGGCCGACGCGAGGUCAUCCACAAGGUGUUCCUCUGCGCCGGCUACAAGGACGGAGGACGCGACAGCUGUCAGGGUGACAGCGGUGGCCCGCUGACACUAUACAAGGGAGGCCGGCGGACCCUGAUCGGUCUGGUGAGCUGGGGAAUCGGCUGCGCGCGCGCCGGCCUGCCAGGAGUCUACACCAACAUCGCCAAGUUCAUGCCCUGGAUCAACAACUACAUCAACACGUAGGCGGGCGGCGGACAGCGCGACGUGAAGGUGCCAUAACCAGCGCCGGUCGUGAGGAGCCCCGCACGCGGGGCGCUACCAGCACUGGAAGGCGAGUGUGUGGUGCAGCUGCAGCGACACCUAUGGCAGUGAGCUGAACGACAGCUGUAUGCUAUCGCCGCUGUGAGCGCUGGUGCUGUUCACGGUUUUUGUUUAGCUCGUGAUGCUUGCGAAGCACUCGAACUAUAUGUUGAAGAGCUGCGUCCUGACUCCCGCUCCGUCGAAACUCAUCAGAAACCUACGUUACCAAUGUCCCAGCAGCAGUCUUAGGGUUUGAUUUGCUUUAUAAAUGAGACCGGGUAAAGAGGUACUGAAUCAGUUUCAUGCAACCGGACCGUACACGACUACGAACAGGGACACGGAAAAGGGUACGUUUCGACUUGAAUAAUCGCGUAAUGCAUGGGAUGAGUCAUGGAAUGUGUAAAUUAAGCUACAUUGAAAGUUCACGCAUUGGUCGGUGGCUGAUAUGACGUGACUUACACAUGAUCUUUGAAUGGAGCUGCAUGAUCAGUUGUUAUUGUGAAUGAUAUUUAUAUUACGAUUUAUGUGACGACCGACGGGUACGAUUUUUUCUGACGGUGAAGACUCAUUGCAAAAUUCAGGGUGAAUUCUGUUGACAUUUGUUGGCACCGGCCGUUCGAAGUUGAACUCUCAUUCAUUUGGGAAUGCCGAAUUUCGACCUUAUGAAGCAGCAAGUGACAGCAUUUGUUGUUUACAAUAGCUUAUGUACGAUGCAUUAUAACGACAGGCCAACUUUUUGUUGUUAUACCGUUACUUGCAUAGGGACUUCAAUCGAGUGUCCCUUGCCGCGACUGUGUCUGAUAAUGUCGAGUGUGAUUGGACUUUCACAAGGUAACUGUCGAGAUAACAACGUGUCUUUCUAGUGCCUUGAAACCGCCUUCCAAUCUUAUCACUAACCACUCCGGAAACAAAGAAAAGUUAAAAGUUUUUUAGAUAUUUGUUUCACGCGCUCUCUUACAACGUGAAACAAACAGCCACAGAAAAUUAACGAAUCACGAAACGUUUAAUAGUCGUUUUUUUACGGAAUGUCAUACACUGUGCAAGUGUCGAAUAUUCACGCUGCAACGCAUUCUUAUUAUGAAUAUUCUGAUAUUUUCUAUGUUUCUUGCUGUCAAUGCUGUGUACGAAAGUUACCAUUGUUACAUGAUGCCUUCUUUGUACUUACCUCUGCCUGUAUUGUUAGUACCAGUACAACGCGUUGGAUGGGGAGCUGUUUUGAGACUCCGAUAUUGGUUGUCUACCAGUGAUAUGUGUCAUGUCGAUAGAAAUGCACGUCCAAAUAUACAUAAGAUGCACG